Messenger RNA from Humulus lupulus (European hop), 1758 nucleotides. RefSeq names its product COBRA-like protein 1. The record is from RefSeq and is a predicted model, not a curated record. NCBI's taxonomy places the organism in Eukaryota, Viridiplantae, Streptophyta, Magnoliopsida, Rosales, Cannabaceae. Gene Ontology annotation, biological process: cellulose microfibril organization; plant-type cell wall cellulose biosynthetic process. Gene Ontology annotation, cellular component: plasma membrane. Bases 188 to 1528 code for a protein of 446 amino acids. The transcript is spliced from 6 exons.
ACAUACGUUUAACGGUGGUCUUCAACCUUAAAAAGUCCACUAAUCCACUUGAACUCACCUUAAUCUGUAAGCUAUAGUCUCUCUCUCUCUCUCUCUCUCUCAUGCCAGAACUGAAACAGAAGAACAAACAUUCUAUCGACUAGAAAACUCGACGCCUGAAGUGGGUUUUUUUUUUUUACAAUCCAAGAUGAAUUGGGCAUGGAAAGAAACAAGUUGCAGUAUUUUCAUCGUCAUCAUGGUUUUUUCAACCAUGUUCGUUUUGACAGAGGCUUAUGAUGCACUUGACCCAAAUGGAAAUGUUACAGUCAAAUGGGAUAUAAUGAGCUGGACUCCUGAUGGCUAUGUUGCUGUUGUGACGAUUACUAACUUCCAGGCAUUUCGUCAUUUCGAAUCACCAGGGUGGUUAUUGGGAUGGACCUGGGCAAAAAAAGAGAUAAUAUGGAGCAUGUUGGGAGGCCAAGCCACAGAGCAAGGAGAUUGUUCAAAGUUUAAAGGGAAUAUUCCACAUUGCUGUAAGAAAAGCCCCACAAUCGUUGAUUUAUUGCCUGGGACUCCUUACAAUCAGCAGACUGCAAAUUGCUGUAAAGGGGGAGUACUCAGUUCAUGGGUGCAAGAUCCGGCCAAUGCUGUAGCCUCAUUCCAGCUAAGCGUCGGCCAAGCAGGAACAAGUAGCAAGGCUGCCACUUUGCCUAAGAACUUCACUCUGAAAGCACCAGGGCCUGGUUAUACUUGUGGACCUGCAAAAAUUGUUCAACCAACAAAAUUUCUCUCUGCAGACAAAAGGAGAGUCACUCGAGCUUUAAAGACAUGGAAAGUUACAUGUACGUAUUCACAAUUUCUGGCUUCCAAGACUCCAACUUGCUGUGUUUCGCUUUCAUCUUUUUACAACGAUACAAUAGUUUCCUGCCCAACAUGUUCAUGUGGCUGUAAAAAAGACAUUACUGAGCCAGGAAGCUGUGUGGAGCCAGAUUCGCCAUACAUAGCUUCAGUUGUCUCAGGCUCUCAAAAAAAUACACCUGUGGUCCAAUGUACUAGCCAUAUGUGCCCAAUUCGAGUUCACUGGCAUUUAAAGAUCAAUUACAAAGAAUAUUGGAGAGUAAAGGUUACAAUUACAAACUUCAACUAUGCGAAGAAUUACUCGAUGUGGAACUUAGUUGCGCAACACCCCAACUUUGACAAUCUGACCCAGAUAUUCAGUUUUAACUAUAAGCCAUUAACACCUUAUGGAUCAAUCAAUGAUACUGGUAUGCUGUGGGGAGUUAAGUUCUACAAUGAUUUGCUCAUGCAAGCUGGACCUUACGGUAACGUGCAGACUGAGCUACUGUUCCGGAAGGACAAAUCAAAUUUUGGAUUUGAGAAAGGUUGGGGAUUCCCUCGAAGGAUAUAUUUCAAUGGCGAAAAUUGUGUCAUGCCACCCCCUGAUGACUAUCCAUGGCUUCCGAAUGCCAGUUCCAGACAAUAUUUCUCACUGCUUACUGUAAUAGCAACUUCUUUGUCAACAUUGGGUUUUAUAAUUGUGUUUGCUUGAAGUGUUUUUGUAAAUAUUUAAGUUCUGAUUUUCUUAGGACUUUCACUCUCAUAGUUUUUGAUACCCAAAUAGUUGCUAAUUUAAGCAAUAAAUGUCAGUGUGUUCAUCAAGAGGUAAUGAUGUUUAUUCUUUGUGCCAGCUAUAUAGAUUGGUGAAUUCACUUCCAUUUUGUAUAUGUAACAGAAAAAAGUUAUACUGAAAAUGAAUUGGAUCAGGGGAUUUUGCAAGAA